UUUCUUUCCCCGCAACUUGCAAGAUCGUCGCUGUGGCACUGCGGAAUUGAAAUCAGCGAAUUACCAGCAGACGAUAACGGUGUGGACUUGGGGCAGCACAGUUCUGAGGUGACCGGCCAUGGCGUUGCCGGUAUCAUAGACGUAUGCUUCUUCGAUAUCCCUGCAAUAACUUGUACACUUUUGGUGACAAUGCGCUCCAAGGACAGGAUCUCUUACUUCUACGAUGGUGACGUGGGAAGCGUUUACUUUGGGCCAAACCAUCCAAUGAAGCCUCACCGUCUUUGCAUGACCCAUCAUCUUGUCCUCUCAUACGAGCUUCAUAAGAAGAUGGAAAUUUAUCGUCCGCACAAGGCUUAUCCUGUUGAGCUUGCCCAGUUUCAUUCAGCUGAUUAUGUUGAGUUUUUGCACAGGAUUACACCUGACACUCAGCACCUGUUCUCGAAUGAAUUGGCAAAAUAUAAUCUUGGAGAAGACUGCCCUGUAUUUGACAACUUAUUUGUUUGUCAAAUCUAUGCCGGUGGAACCAUAGAUGCUGCACGUCGAUUAAACAAUCAACUCUGUGACAUUGCUAUAAAUUGGGCUGGUGGACUGCACCAUGCCAAGAAAUGCGAGGCAUCUGGAUUUUGUUACAUCAAUGACUUGGUUUUAGGAAUCUUGGAGCUUCUUAAAUAUCAUGCUCGUGUUUUAUAUAUUGAUAUAGAUGUCCACCAUGGUGAUGGAGUAGAAGAAGCCUUCUACUUCACUGAUAGGGUGAUGACUGUUAGUUUUCACAAGUAUGGAGACAUGUUCUUUCCAGGAACUGGUGAUGUCAAGGAAAUAGGAGAAAAAGAGGGCAAGUUUUAUGCCAUUAAUGUCCCCCUUAAAGACGGAAUAGAUGAUCCUAGCUUCAAUCGGCUUUUUAAGACUAUUAUUUCUAAGGUUGUCGAAAUAUAUCAACCUGGUGUGAUAGUUCUCCAAUGUGGGGCAGAUUCACUUGCUGGAGACCGUCUGGGUUGCUUCAAUCUUUCCAUUGAUGGUCAUGCUGAAUGUGUUAAAUUUGUAAGGAAGUUCAAUUUGCCCUUGCUGGUCACUGGAGGCGGGGGAUACACAAAAGAGAAUGUAGCUCGGUGUUGGACUGUUGAAACUGGAGUUCUUCUAGAUACAGAGCUUCCAAAUGAGAUCCCUGAGAAUGAUUACAUCAAAUAUUUUGCUCCAGAAUUUUCCUUGAAGAUUCCAAAUGGGCACAUAGAGAAUUUAAAUAGUAAAUCAUAUCUUAGCACCAUCAAAAUGCAAGUCUUGGAAAAUCUCCGUUACAUCCAACAUGCUCCUAGUGUGCAAAUGCAGGAGGUCCCUCCGGACUUCUACAUUCCUGAUUACGAUGAAGAUGAGCAAAACCCUGAUGAGCGCAUUGAUCAGCACACUCAAGACAAGCAAAUCCAGCGUGAUGAUGAAUAUUAUGAAGGUGACAAUGACAACGAUCAUCACAUGGAUGAUGUGUGAAGUCUACCCCAGCUUUGUGUAUUCUCUUGGAGGAUUGACUAAUUUAGGGAAGGGAAGUUGUAAUUUGAUUCAAUCACUCAGUUGAACCAGGGGUCAGGGGUGGGGCAAAAGCAAUGGUGUUUUUGUGUGAAAGAUGUAUUCUUUGUAAAUUUGCCUGGAAAUUCAUCACCGUAGUUGUGUUUGUUUCUUAAUGGCGAAGGGCAUUGAUAGAUAGAAGUAACUGCCUCCGCGCAAUAUCUUGACAGUUGACACUCUGUUAUCAAACAUCACCAUUCAAGAAAUUUGAUUAAUGAAAUGAUUUGAGUA
Messenger RNA from Prosopis cineraria, 1785 nucleotides. RefSeq names its product histone deacetylase 9-like. Gene Ontology annotation, molecular function: histone deacetylase activity. The record is from RefSeq and is a predicted model, not a curated record. NCBI's taxonomy places the organism in Eukaryota, Viridiplantae, Streptophyta, Magnoliopsida, Fabales, Fabaceae.